Athalia rosae (coleseed sawfly) is the source of this 1531-nucleotide messenger RNA. RefSeq names its product suppressor of cytokine signaling 4 (gene Socs44A). Gene Ontology annotation, biological process: phosphatidylinositol phosphate biosynthetic process; intracellular signal transduction. Gene Ontology annotation, cellular component: phosphatidylinositol 3-kinase complex. Gene Ontology annotation, molecular function: 1-phosphatidylinositol-3-kinase regulator activity. NCBI's taxonomy places the organism in Eukaryota, Metazoa, Arthropoda, Insecta, Hymenoptera, Athaliidae. The transcript has 3 exons. Bases 196 to 1368 code for a protein of 390 amino acids. The record is from RefSeq and is a predicted model, not a curated record.
UUUGUGUUUAUCGUGAUAUUUAUUUGGGUAAUGGGAUACGGUGGACACCGCAAAUGUGAUUUGUUAAUAAAUGGUAAUCUGAUGCGAUAGAAAGAAGGAACUAGCAGACAUUAACCAUGCUCAGUUAGCAAAAGAAUGAGAGUAUUAAAAUCAAGUGAUCUUUAAACUCGGAUAACAUUAUUAUCAUCGCCUACGAUGGCUGCUAGUACUAGUGGUGUAUGCGAUGAGAAAAAGAAAGUUCGUAAAUUGAGUCUAAGUUAUUUGAAAAAUACUUUUCAAAAGAAAUCUGGAAGCUCAAUUUGCGCCGAAACUACAUCAAACGAUGGCAAUAGUAUAUUAGAAAAUAUAAGCCUAGAAGACCGCGAAUUUACGAGCGAAUCAGGUCCGAACAGAGUGACGUCUUCGUCUUCCUGUGAGCCAGAGAGAACCCUCAAAGACAUAAAAUACAAUGAAACCAACAAGGAUAAGCAAAACGGAUUUUUUAGGAACAUUAAAAAGCGCUUACACAUCAAAGAUCUGACACUCUGUAAAUCAAAGCAAAAGAUCAAAGCAAUUGAACCAUCCAGUCCAUCGUACAGUCUCAGCGAUACCUUUAAACUAACUCCGACACAGUUGCCAAUUGUACUACUACAAGAGAAAGAGCUGGACUCGAACAUUACUCAAAAUGGUACAGGCCCAGUGAAUGGCUACUUGCAGCAUACUCAAAAUAUUUCACAAAAUACUUCAAUCGAUGAAGAAAACAGGCUGCAAGAACCUGAGUACAUAUCAUCAGGUGUCGGUAAUGUGGCAGAGCCACAAGCACAGGCUAGUAGUUCAAGAGAAUCUGAGGAAACAAAGCCAGAUUCAGAGAGCAAAAAUGAAAAAAAGUUCAACUUAACGGAGGAGCUGCUCAAGCUCAGUAAGUACGGAUGGUAUUGGGGACCAAUUUCUAGAGACGAGGCCGAUACCAAACUUGCUAACGAACCCGACGGAGCAUUUCUAGUACGAGAUUCCUCUGCUGACAAGUAUCUGUUGACUCUGAGUUUCAAAUCGUCAGGGAAAUUGCUUCACACAAGAGUAGAACAUAGCGGUGGUUUAUUUUCAUUAUAUUAUCAUCCAGAGUGCGAACGAUUUUCUUCGGUAGUGGCAUUGAUAAAUCACUCCAUGAGUUUUAGCCAGUCAGCUGUUUAUUGUUAUUCUCGUCCAAGAUAUCCUGGUCAUCCAGCUUUUCCAGUUAGAUUGACAAAGCCAGUUAGUCGAUUUACUCAAGUCAGAAGUUUACAAUACCUCUGUCGUUUUGUAAUUAGACAAAACACCAGAGUUGAUAAUAUCGAUAAGCUACCUUUGCCCGAUCCUAUUAGAGAAUAUAUAGAAGAGGCUCAUUAUUAAUAUAUUAUAUAUUAUCAUUUAGCAUGCAAAACAAUACAGUGCCUUUGGUAACUGGAGUACAACCAUCCGUAUGUUUGUAUUCCAUUAUUCUCCAAGCUAGCUUUUAUAUAAUAUAUACAUACAAUAUGUAUAUACCCUGAUGAAAAAACUGGAAAACGAAAAA